AUGAUCCAGAUUUACACCAGACUGAAGGUGGCAGACAACUCAGGGGCGAAGACCAUUAGCUGCAUCGGCAUUCCAGGAGGCAGCGGCAGGCAGUACGCCCAUGUCGGCGACGUGAUCGUCGCAUCCGUCAAGGAGUCGGCCCCGGCCGCCGCGGUGCGCAAGGGUGAGGUAGUCAGGGCGGUUGUGGUCCGCACCAAGCAUCCCUCCCGGCGCGUGGACGGGUCUCGGAUAAAGUUCGACGACAACGCGGCGGUGAUAAUCAACGACGACCAGAUGCCCCGAGGCACACGUAUCUUCGGCCCGGUCGCCCGUGAGCUAAGAGACAGAAACUUCAUGCGGAUAGUGUCCCUGGCUCCAGAGGUGCUCUAG
This is a messenger RNA of Geodia barretti, 369 nucleotides long. The record is from the annotation of a GenBank genome assembly. Lineage: Eukaryota; Metazoa; Porifera; Demospongiae; Tetractinellida; Geodiidae.